AGCAAAACACUGCAGCACCCUGGCCGCUCUUGAGUUGGGGAAGGAAUUAAGGAGGCUGUGCCUCCGGGUUGCGCGAAGAGUCCAAGUCAUUUCUCAGAAACCUCCGAUAGGUGGUCCUUAGAGAAAACGCCGCAGGGCGCCGCCAGGAUAAGGAAUCGCACCCUCGCCUGCCUGCUUGGGAGAGACAGAACCUGGCACUUCUCGGGGUGAAGGUGAGGGAGAGGCUGUAAAUCAGCCAGAAGAGCCUCGAAGUCCUCCAACGGCCCCGUGAAAGGAGGUGACCCCCGCCAGGAGAGAUGGUCUCCGGGUCCGGCCCCGCCUAGCGGCAGCUCCAGCUUCCCAGGGAAUGUUCCACUAGCGCCAUGGACCGAGCCCGCGGUGCGGCCCUGCAGCUGCGCCCGCUCCCACCCACAAGCAGCGCAGACCCCGGCGGCAGCGAGGCUUCCUUCUCCUACAAGGAAAACCUGAUCGGCGCCCUUUUGGCCAUUUUCGGGCACCUUGUGGUCAGCAUCGCGCUUAACCUGCAGAAGUACUGCCACAUCCGCCUGGCAGGCUCCAAGGAUCCCCGGGCCUACUUCAAGACCAAAACAUGGUGGCUGGGCCUGUUCCUGAUGCUGCUGGGCGAGCUGGGUGUGUUCGCCUCCUAUGCCUUCGCUCCGCUGUCACUGAUCGUGCCCCUCAGCGCCGUCUCCGUGAUUGCUAGCGCCAUCAUAGGAAUCAUAUUCAUCAAAGAAAAAUGGAAACCUAAAGACUUCCUGAGGCGCUACGUCUUGUCCUUUGUUGGCUGCGGUUUGGCCAUCGUGGGCACCUACUUGCUGGUGACAUUCGCACCCAACAGUCACGAGAAGAUGACAGGCGAGAACAUCACCAGGCACCUCGUGAGCUGGCCUUUUCUCUUGUACAUGCUUGUCGAGAUCAUUCUGUUCUGCUUGCUGCUGUACUUCUACAAGGAGAAGAACGCCAACAACAUCGUCGUGAUCCUUCUCCUCGUGGCCUUACUCGGCUCAAUGACGGUGGUGACGGUGAAGGCCGUGGCUGGCAUGCUGGUCCUGUCCAUCCAGGGGAACCUGCAGCUCGACUACCCCAUCUUCUACGUGAUGUUCGUGUGCAUGGUGGCCACCGCUGUCUACCAAGCCGCGUUUUUAAGUCAAGCCUCACAGAUGUACGACUCCUCUUUGAUUGCCAGCGUGGGCUACAUUCUGUCCACUACCAUUGCUAUUACAGCAGGAGCAGUAUUUUACCUGGACUUCAUCGGGGAGGAUGCGCUACACAUCUGUAUGUUUGCACUGGGGUGCCUCAUUGCAUUCUUGGGUGUCUUCUUAAUCACCCGUAACAGGAAGAAGGCCAUUCCAUUUGAGCCCUAUAUUUCCAUGGAUGCCAUGCCAGGUAUGCAAAACAUGCAUGACAAGGGAAUGACGGUUCAGCCCGACCUCAAAGCUUCUUUUUCCUAUGGGGCCCUGGAAAACAACGACAACAUUUCUGAGAUCUGCGCUCCUGCCACGCUUCCGGUCAUGCAGGAAGAACACAGCUCCGGGGCUGCCCCCGGGGUCCCCUACCGAGUCCUGGAACACUCCAAGAAGGAAUGAGCCCACCUUGCUCCCUUUAUAACUGCUCAAGCCCUGCCGAUAGUGAUUCAGCCCUGAAUUCUGAAGUUUGCCUUUCGAGUCUUUUUUUUUUUUUUAACCGAGAACUCUCCAGAAGGGGAUCUGGAAGAGCCUUUGUCUCUGGCAAAGAAUAUAUUAUCUUGGCUUGGAGAUUCCGGAUGACCAGGGUGGGGGUGGGGUGGGGGAGGACGAAAGCAGUAUUCCGGGGUGGGUGGGGCGAGUGCGGGAUUCAGACCCCGCCCCGUUCCGCCCCCACCCCCGGUCCCCCAGGCUGGGAGAGCCCCCAUCAUCCCCGAGGAUGGUAACUGAACAUCCCCCUUCGGUGACCGCAAGCUGCCACAUUCCUCGCAGCUGAAACAAGACAGAUCCUGCCCUCUCCUUUCCACAUCGAGGGAGAGGCUGGGGACCCCUGAAUCCAGUCUUCCUCUUGCCUGAUCCUCCCCAUCUCGCUCGCGAUUCCAUAUUUUCACGUAACGUUUGCGUGGUCUUCACAUGGCAUAGCGGGCCAGCCCCGGGACCCUUCUGUCAUUCACCCGCAGAAAACGCACGUGUGCCCCUUCCGGUUGUCUGUGCCUUUCUAGCGAAAACGUGCUUGAUGUGUUCGUAUUCCACCCGCGCUUGAAAGCUAAUUUGUUUUUGGUUCCGUGAA
Molecule: messenger RNA, 2253 nt
Organism: Herpailurus yagouaroundi (jaguarundi)
Lineage: Eukaryota; Metazoa; Chordata; Mammalia; Carnivora; Felidae
Gene: NIPAL3
Product: NIPA like domain containing 3
Exons: 12
Coding region: 363-1586 (407 amino acids)
Biological process (GO): magnesium ion transport
Cellular component (GO): membrane
Molecular function (GO): magnesium ion transmembrane transporter activity
Source: RefSeq, a predicted model, not a curated record